This is a messenger RNA of Cuscuta europaea, 6186 nucleotides long. The record is from the annotation of a GenBank genome assembly. NCBI's taxonomy places the organism in Eukaryota, Viridiplantae, Streptophyta, Magnoliopsida, Solanales, Convolvulaceae.
CUACGAUACCAGGAUCAAACCCCGGUCAGGCAACUUGGCAAAGAUCUUCUCUUUUUCGGUCAAAUUCGGGAGCUCACGUACCGGCGGUAUUGACCUGCGGAGUAUUCCGGGGACGGUUGUGGAAAAACCACAAGCAAAUCGAAUUUAUAAGACAGAACAAAAGAAAGAAUCAAGAAUCAACUACUCACGCAAAUGGGGCGGACGAAGGGAGAUGGAGCUAGAAGCAAGUCUCGUACCUCUAGCAGCAGUUUAGCUGCGUCUCUAUUGCCACAAGGUGCAAUAACAGUAGGAUUCGGUGGCUUCGUAGGUAGCUCCCGCGUUGAGUCUUCCUUGCCAACAGAAGAUGCUGCUCCUUUCGUGGUAGUUGAUAGUGAGCUGGCACAACACUUGAAAAGGCUUGCAAGAAAGGAUCCCACCACCAAACUAAAAGCCUUGACGUCACUGUCUCAAAUGUUCAAACAGAAAACUUCAAAGGAGAUAGUACCUAUUAUUCCACAAUGGGCAUUUGAAUUUAAGAAGUUGUUGCUGGAUUACAAUAGAGAGGUUCGACGGGCGACUCAUGAAACCAUGAGUAAUCUUUUCAACACUGUCGGAAGAGACUUGGCUCCACAUUUGAAGUCUUUGAUGGGACCAUGGUGGCUUUCUCAAUUUGAUUCAGCUGUUGAAGUUUCGCAAUCUGCGAAGUGCUCCUUUCAGGCAGCUUUCCCAACACAAGAAAAGAGACUAGAUGCUUUACUUUUAUGCUUGUCUGAGAUACUUAUGUACAUAGAAGAGAACCUGAAGCUUAAUCCUCAGAGCAUGUCAGAAAAAAUGACAGCACUAGAUGAAUUGGAAGAGAUGCAUCGGCAGGUCACAAUUUCAUCACUUUUUGCGCUGGCUACCCUGCUUGACAUUGUAAUCGGAACACAAUAUGAAAGGCCUGCUUCAGAAGCUGAGUUAAAACGAGUAACAAAAGCCAAGGACAUAGCUAUAUCAUAUGCUGAAAAGUUGUUCUCCACUCAAAAGUGUUUUCUGGAUUUCUUGAAAUCUCAAAUACCUGCUAUUAGAUCAGCCGUGUAUUCAGUGAUAAGAAGCUUCAUACAAAAUGUUCCUAGUGUUAUUGAUGAAGCAAACAUUAAAAACCUUGCACCAAUAAUACUAGGGGCUUUCCAGGAAAAGGAGCCGUCAUGCCAUUCAUUAAUGUGGGAGAUGGUUUUAACGUUUUCUAGAACAUUUCCAGAAAGCUGGACAAACCUGAAUGUCCAGAAAACUGUUUUGAAUAGGUUCUGGCAAUUUCUAAAGAGUGGUUGCUUUGGAUCUCAACAAGCAUCUUACCCUGCCCUUAUUCUAUUUUUAGAUGUUAUACCUCCUAAGGCUGUUGCAGGGCAGAAAUUUCUACUUGAGUUUUUUCAAAAUCUUUGGGCAGGAAAGCGUUUUUGUUAUUCAACUGUAGACCGUCAAGCUUUCUUUUGUUCCAUAAUAGAGUGUCUUCUUUGGGUCUUCAGAAAUUCUUCAAGAUACUUCAAUGGAGCAGAUGACAUAAACAAUUUUCUUUGCAGUCUAACUGAUCAGAUACUUAUCAAGCUGUUGUGGCAUGAUUACCUGCUUUCUGAGAAGUCAAAGGAUAAAGACAAUGCUUCCACCGAUUCAUCUUUUAAACUGCGACCCAUAGCAGACUUCAAUGGAAACAGUUCUGCAGGGUAUUUACAGGAUCUCGGGAAUUGUAUCAUUGAGAUUCUGUCAGGGAUAUAUUGCCUAGAACAUAAUAUGCUCUUGCUUUUCUGUUCUGCAUUUCAAGAGACAUGCCUGGAUAUAUUUCAGUUGCCAGACAGCUCCAGUAAGCAUGUAGAAAAGGCAAACCGAUUGACUGAGUUCUUGUUAUUAUUGGACCGGCAAGUAGUGCAGAAAAGUGAAACUUGGCCUUUCUCUGAUCUGGUUGGACCAACUUUGGCCAAGUGUUUCCCAUUUAUAAAGGAACAUGAUUCCCUGUAUUCAGUUAAAUUUGUAGUGCAAAUUGUCCAAAUAUUUGGUCCUCACAAGGUAGUAGAAGAGCUUUCAGGUUCAAGGCUGGGAAGGGAAGAGUUUUUACAUGCUUUCAGUGUAACUUUUAUUCGAUGGUGCUUACUAGAUCAGAGCUCUACUGGGGCACGACUGGAUCUCUUGCUUGCUUUACUUGAUGAACAAUGCUUUUCAGAACAGUGGGAUAUGAUCAUUUCUCAUGCAACAAAUCUAGAACAACUUAAAAAGACCACUACAAAUUCGAACUUUGACAGCAUAUCUGUGUUGGCUGUGCUUAUUGAGAAAGCAAUGGAAAGAAUUGAAAGUGUUGGCCAUCUGAAAGGCUCUUGUGCGGCAAGUUGGCAUCAUAAACUUUUGGAUUCAACUGCUGUUACAGUUGUCCGUGAGUUUCCUUCUUUUGGAGCAGGCAGUUCACGUUUUGUGUGUGCAGCUCUUGGUAGGAUGGUGGGAGAUGGUGGAUCUUCAUUCCUGUCCACGGAUGCAACAAUUAAAAUAUUUGAGGAAGUACUUAGGAAGUUGACGGUUUUUAUGAAAAAUUCUACAUUUGCAUGGGUUAAAGAUGCAUACUCAUUGAUAACCGUCAAAGUGGCCGAGUCUGAUGCGGGAUUUGGAUCUUCUAUUGAUGUUCAUGAUAUGGCUCAUUUUGCAUUUCAAGUACUUGAUGGUGGUUUGUUAUUGCUAAAGCUUCUUACUGAUGAGGUUUGGCUAAUUUCAGGACUACUAUCUGCGAUUUUUGUGAUUGAUUGGGAAUGUAGCAUGAAGACAGUGUUACUUGAUAAGUUCGGUGAAGAAAAUAAACAAAAUAUUGGAAAAGGACUGUCAUCGUGUGAAUCUGUGACUUCGUUGCGCAACAAAAUUGACCGUGAAUUCUUAAUGAGCCUUGGUGCAAAUACCCAGAAGAGACUUGAGAGCAUUUUGCUGCACUGUGUAAGAAGUGCUGUCACUAAGGAAGAUAUCUCAGACCAUGAAAAAAUCACAUCAACUUGCUGCAACUGGAUCAAUGAACUUUUUCAGUGUCUAUGUCAAGAGGAAUCUGAGGAACAAAAGCUGAUUGACAGUCUUUUUUUCCAGAGUGAUUCAUGGCCUCAUUGGGUUCUUCCAAAUUCAAACAUCAGAGAAAGAAUAGGUUGUUCGAACCAGGAAAUCUCUUCUUUUGAUGUGAAGUCCUCCGAAGACCACAUGUUUGUCUCAUUUAUUGUCAAGCUUUUAUCAAAAUUCGGCUAUCAAAAGUUUAUUGGUGGAGUUUCCCUACCUUCACGUGCCUGGCUGGCUGGAGAAGUAUUGUGCACAUGGAGUUGGCCUGGUGGCAGUGUGCUGAGUUCUUUCUUACCUUCCUUGGUUGCUUAUGUGAAGAGUGAGACUUGCAGUCCCGAAGCUGGCUUGUUGGAUUCCCUUGUCACCAUCCUUCUUGACGGUGCUCUUGUUCAUGGAGGAAGCUGCAGGUCAUGUCUGCCCACAAUAUGGUCUGUUACACUUGAUGAGGUGGACAUGAUUAAAGAUCCAUUCUUAAGAGCUCUUUUGUCCUUGCUGCUUACUCUUUUUGAGGAGAAUAUAUGGGAUGGGGAAAAGGCUAUAUUUUAUUUUAAAUUAGUUCUAUCCAAACUCUAUAUUGGUGAAACAAUAAAUGUAAAUUGCUUGAAGAUGCUUCCAUCAAUUGUUGAUGUCCUCAUUAAGCCCUUGAGCAUUGUAUUUGACAAAGUUGAUGCAAGAAUUCUGUCUGAUUCAUCCGAGCGCAUUGAAAUGCAAGAGGUGAUGAUGGACUGGCUGAAGCAGAUUCUAUUGUUUCCGCCGUUGAAUAUGUGGCUAACAGGAGAAGACAUGGAGGAUUGGUUUGACCUGGUAAUGUCAUGUUACCCCAUAAGAAGGGUGGAAGGAGAGAAAAGGUUUAGCACAGAAAGGUAUGCCAGUUCUGAGGAGAAGAUGCUUUUGGUUGAAUUAUUUCGUAAGCAAAGACUGAGUAUUGAUGCAUCAUCUUCUAUGAAUAAGCUGCCAAUUGUGGAUAUUUUGUUAUCAAAGUUAAUACUUGUCUCCGUUGCUUACUGUUGGAAAGACUUUGCUGAAGAAGAUUGGGAAUUCGUUAUUUAUCAUUUGAGGCGUUGGAUUGAACCAGCAGUUGUUGCGAUGGAAGAAGUUGCUGAGAACGUAAAUGACGCUAUAACCCACGCUUCAAAAUCCAUGGACUUGCAAAUGACUUCGAUGAUGCUUGAACAUACUGUUUCAUCUAUAAAUCCCUCCGCUUUCAAACUUGCUAGAAAUGCUCUUGUUGGGUUUUCCCUAUUUUGGGAAAUUAUUGAACACCAAAAGAAUGAGGACACAGAGAAGUCUAGUCCCUUGAUUGAUAAAUGGGAGAUAGUGUUAGAUCGGAUUCUAGAAGGUAUACUUCGUUUAUUUUUUUCCACAGCUGCCACUGAGGCGUUAGCAAGUUCUACUUGUUCUGAAGCUUCAUCCAUUAUAACAUCCUCUCGGCUUGAUCAAUCUAAGUUUUGGGAUUUAGUUGCUUCAAGUGUUGUCAAAUCCUCUUCACGAGCAAGAGAGAAGGCGGUUAAGUCAGUUGAAAUUUGGGGGCUAAGUAAAGGACCAAUUAGCUCUCUUUUUGCUCUGCUUUUCUCUACCAAGCCACUUCCUUCCCUACAGUUUGCUGCUUAUGUUGUUCUUUCUACAGAACCCAUAUCACACUUUGCUUUUGUCACUGAUAAUAAAGGAGAUUCAUUGGAUGGAGAUGCCUCCAAUAAUCGGGAUGGUAGUCUUGAACCAUUUUCUGAAGAAUUUAAUGUUCAUCUUAGGGAAGAAAUUUCCUACAUGCUGGAAAAAUAUCCAACUGAAGUUGUUGAGACAGAUUUGCUGUCACCUGAACGAAUCAACGUCUUUGUUGCUUGGUCUUUGUUGCUCUCACAUCUAAUUUCUUUACCGUCAUCAUCACCUUCAAGGGAGAAAGUCGUCCAAUACAUUCAAGAUUCGGCUUCAGCAACAAUAUUGGAUUGCCUUUUCCAGCACAUUCCUUUGGAAUUUUGUGCACCUUCAGCUGUGAAAAAGAAGGAUCAGGAACUUCCUGCUUCAAUAUUGGAAGCGGCCAGAGCUGCUACUCAUGCCAUCAAUUGUAGCUCAGCUGUUUUUGCCCUGGAAUCACUUUGGCCCACUGGGCCAGAGAAGGUUGCUUCUCUUGCCGGUGCAAUAUUUGGUCUCAUUCUUCAAACUCUACCAGCAUAUGUUCGGAGGUGGUUCAAUGGUAUACGUGACCGUUCUACAUCUUCUGCUGUCGAAUUCUUUACCAAAUCAUAUUGUAGCCCACCUCUCAUUGCAGUUGAACUCUCUCAGAUCAAGAAAGCAAAGUUUGUUGAUGAUACCUUCUCAGUCAGUGUUAGUAAAUCUGCCAAUGAAGUUGUGGCAACCUACACAAAGGAUGAAACAGGAAUGGAUCUUGUAAUUCGUCUUCCUGCAUCUUAUCCAUUGCGAUCAGUUGAUGUAGACUGCACCCGGAGCCUUGGUAUUAGUGAAGUGAAGAAAAGAAAAUGGUUAAUGUCAAUGAUGUCAUUUGUUCGUAAUCAGAAUGGAGCCUUGGCGGAAGCAAUACAAAUAUGGAAAAGCAAUUUCGACAAGGAGUUUGAAGGGGUUGAAGAAUGCCCGAUAUGUUACAGUGUCAUCCAUACGUCCAACCAUAGUCUUCCACGUCUGGCUUGCAAGACAUGCAAGCACAAGUUCCACUCGGCUUGCCUCUAUAAGUGGUUCUCCACCUCUCACAAGUCAACUUGCCCCUUGUGCCAAUCACCUUUCUGAUGAUCUUUUGUCUUCUUCUAAAGGGGAAGAGAGAGCCGCCGGUCCUUUAUCAGGAUGGUUCCUAACUGAAUUUCAGCCAUGACCGUGUUUAACCUUAUUGACGUGUUAGGGUUGCUUGCAAGGCAGAGUUACGUGGCUUCGCAGUUUUGACGAUUAACUCCUUGACUCCUUGUAUCUUUACAAUAAUAACUAGAUUGUAUUAGAAAACUAUCAAUGUUGUCUUCCAAGUUCCAAGUCACCUUCUCAUUUUUGGGCACAUGAAAGCGAAAACAGUCAUGUUGAUGAGUAUGCAGUAUUAUUUUUAUACAACCGAAAGGAAUGAAUAUGCCCACACUGUAUUUACAUUUGUUUAUAGUACAUUGGAUUUGUGAGGUAGAGAUAAAUGACGAAUGUGAAUAUGCACUUUAAGAUGGA